This is a messenger RNA of Malaya genurostris, 1556 nucleotides long. Its product is annotated as juvenile hormone epoxide hydrolase 1-like. The transcript has 2 exons. NCBI's taxonomy places the organism in Eukaryota, Metazoa, Arthropoda, Insecta, Diptera, Culicidae. Gene Ontology annotation, biological process: epoxide metabolic process. Gene Ontology annotation, molecular function: epoxide hydrolase activity. The record is from RefSeq and is a predicted model, not a curated record. Bases 4 to 1542 code for a protein of 512 amino acids.
UGUAUGUUUUCCUUAUCUUCGAUUCAAUAUCAUCCAGAUUUGAGAGAGAGAGUGUGUGUGUAUCGUGAAUAUUUGGAUUUCUAUUUUCAUUUUCAGUUGCAGUUCCGGCGAUACCUCGUCAGUCGUCAUUUCGGAAGCGAAACAGCAAUGGGUUUUGUGGGAAGAUUGAUUUUUGUAAUUUCCACCCUCGCGGUUGCCAUGCUGUUCAAGCAGUACCGAGAUCUAACCGAGCCAAAACCUGCACCCAACAUUCUAUACCAAGAAUACUGGGGAUCAGGAGAUGCUGACAACUACACCGAAAACGUUGACGUUCUGCCAUUCAAAGUUUAUUAUAACAAUCAAGUGAUCGAUAUUCUUAAAGAGAAGUUAAGUGAUAUUCCUAAUCUAGCGGAGCCUCUCGAUGGAGCAGCUUUUCAGUAUGGAUUUAACAGCAAGCGGCUUCGUGAAAUCAUAGAAUAUUGGAGAAAAGAUUAUUUGACUCGAUGGACCGAGCGUCAGAGUUUCAUAAACCAGUACCCACAGUAUAAGACACAAAUUCAGGGAUUGGACAUUCACUUUCUCUACGUGAAACCAAAAAACGUUAGAAAUCCAAAGCGUAUUCUACCUCUACUGUUGCUUCAUGGAUGGCCUGGAUCAGUACGUGAGUUCUACGAGAUAAUUCCUAAGUUGACAUCCAGAAGUGAUGAGAAGGAGUACGUGUUCGAAGUGAUUGUACCCAGCCUACCUGGUUACGGCUUCAGCCAAGGGGCGUCUAAACAAGGCCUAAGUCCAGCAAAGAUUGCUGUUAUCUUAAGAAAUCUGAUGUUGCGACUGGGUUUCAAAAAGUAUUACGUACACGGCGGUGAUUGGGGAGCUAUCAUCGGUAAUCUUAUGGCAACUUUCUUCCAGAAUGAGGUGUUAGGUGUCCAUUUGACAAUGUGUAUAAAUUCUGCGCCCAUUGCCACAUUGAAAGGUGUUAUUGGGAGCCUGGCGCCAAAAUUAGUAGUUGAUGAGCAAUACGUUAAUUAUUAUUAUCCUCUUAUUGAGAAGUACAAACUACUCGUAACCGAAACCGGAUACAUGCACAUUCAAUCUACAAAGCCGGAUACAAUUGGAGCCGUACUAACUGGGAAUCCUAUCGGCCUGGCUGCGUAUAUUCUUGAGAAAUUCUCUACAUGGACCAAUCCUGCCUACCGAGAUCUUCCCGACGGUGGACUCGAGAAAUAUUUCAGUUUAGACGCACUGCUGGAUAAUGUGAUGAUAUAUUAUUUAACCGAUUCAAUCACUACUUCUCAAAGACUAUAUUCGGAAGCAUUCAACAGCGUUGAGAUAUUCAAUGAUUAUGAUCGGAUUCCAACACGUGUUCCAGCAGCAUGUGCCAAAUUCCGUUACGAGCUAAUGCAACAAACUGACUGGGCUUUGCGUGAUCAUUUUCGUAACAUGAUUCAAAACAAUCAUUUCGAUGACGGAGGUCACUUCAUAGCUAUGCAAUUACCAGAUACGCUGUAUGCGGACAUUGUUCAAUUUGUUAAUCGAUUAUAUCGUCGAGAAGAUCAGUAUUGAUUUCAAGUGGUGUA